AUGCUAAAUAAAGCAUUAACUUAUUGUCUUUAGGAUGAUGAUCCAAUCAGAAUUUCUGAAUUAAUUGGAGUUCGAGAAUAUCAAAAAUAACCAAAACUAAUUCAGAGCACCUUUGUGACCUCUUCGGAUUUGAAAUAGAUGAUACAUAACCAAAAGAGAGAGAACAGUAUUCAAUCAUAUCGAAAAAUUUAACAUUUUGAUGCUGACUUAAAACCAAUCAAUAGAACAUUCGAUUUUAGAUUGCCAUUGAACCAAAAUCCUUGCCGAAAAUAUGUGAAUGUGAAAUAUGUUCCAGAACCUACGAAACUUAAUCAACCAAAACUUUACUUUGGAAUCAAGCAUUAAUAAUUUAAAAUAAAAAUCAAAAUGCAAGGUAAACGAUUGGAGGACAUGUUCUGA
Molecule: messenger RNA, 399 nt
Organism: Paramecium tetraurelia
Lineage: Eukaryota; Ciliophora; Oligohymenophorea; Peniculida; Parameciidae
Exons: 2
Source: RefSeq, a predicted model, not a curated record